Messenger RNA from Spinacia oleracea (spinach), 771 nucleotides. Its product is annotated as signaling peptide TAXIMIN 2. Lineage: Eukaryota; Viridiplantae; Streptophyta; Magnoliopsida; Caryophyllales; Amaranthaceae. The record is from RefSeq and is a predicted model, not a curated record. Bases 279 to 587 code for a protein of 102 amino acids. The transcript has 2 exons.
GGAGGGAAUAAUACAUGGAUUACCCUACCUGGAUGUUGAAGGCAUAGAAUUAAGUACAUCACUAGUAGAUCACUAAUCAGGAAUAACAAAAAUGAAACUGUUCAAAGUUUUCCCACUUCUUCUUUCAACUUUUUUCUUAACUGUCUAGCAUCAACCUUUUUUCCCUUUCUCCCUGGAAAGAUUAAAGCAAUCUUGAAGCAUUUGAAGAUAGGAACAUUGGAUUACGUACAUAAGAAAGCAAACUCUCUAUUUUCACAACACAGAAUUUCGCCUUUACAAUGAAAGGAAAGAUAGUAGAUUCAGAAGUUAAGCGUCAUCAACAUCAACACCACGACGAAGAGAUGGAAGAAGAAGAAGAAGAAAGGAGGCGAGGUUGUCGGCCGAUAGCAUACAUACUUGGAUUCCCUUUUGCUGUCUCUGCUUUCCUUCUAUCUCUUGCUGCUGGUAUUGUUUGGAUUCUUGGGUCAUUAUUGAGUUACGUGUGCCCAUGUCUGACCUGCUGUUCAGAUCUUGCAAACAAAGCUAUGGACAUUAUAAGGCUUCCUAUUGAUGUAUUCAUAUGGUUUGUUGAUAAAAUUCCCUGCUGAAUCUGAUUUCAUACUUUUCGAUUCCAGAUUUCCAGUGUUUGACUUAAAUGUUUUAUGUAUAUUUUCUAAAUUAACAAGUUUGUUGCAACCACCAUUCAAGUGUUCAACUAUGUGCCUUGUAACUUGUAAGCUAAGAAUAUCUUUUCUAAGUUUUCUUGUAUAAAAUUUUCAGAUAUUUUGGGUA